UCAACAGGGCUCUGCCGUAGCCCAUAAGGGAUAACCAUGCCUAACAAGUGGUUGUACAGGAUACAAUGUCUCGUUUUCAUUUUUUUAGGCAUCGUUGCGUCGGAUUCAGAUCCAGCAGAUCCAUAUGUUAAUCAACCACGCAUUAUCGUGCGAGAUGGAGCUCUGGUUAUUCAAGGAGCGUUCAAUAAAGAAGUUAAAUUUGCAACAAGUGGGCAAGGUCAAGUCAAACUCAACGAGGUCGAUUUGUCAAGUGCAAGGGGCUCUGGAUCCAUAUCUAUGGCGAGUCGUCUUAUGUCGAGAUUGAGCAGUCUGUCAAACAGAGUAACUGAACUGUCGGAUCAGUUGAAUCAGAUGGAAGAAAACAUCACAACCCUUGCGGCUAAGGUAAACCGGUUCGUUGGAACAGGGCAAGACAGAAUAUCUAACAGAGCUGUAAGAAGAAUUAGCUCAAAAGUUAAUCAACUUCAAGAUAAAGUUAAUACUUUAACCCAGUUACUGACAGAGAACGAAUGCAACAGCAAUCCAUGCAAGAAUGGCGGGACAUGUAUUGACACUUAUAAUGGAUUCAUUUGUAAUUGUCCUCCAAACUGGGAGGGUCCGACGUGCGAAAGCGAUAUAAACGAAUGUGCUCGAUACGCUGGAACAAGCCUGGGAUGCCAAAAUGGUGCCACUUGUAUCAACACCCAGGGAGGUUAUACCUGCAACUGCCCUGCGAACUGGUUUGGCAUCCAUUGCACUCAGCAACACGAUGACUGCAGCACCGCCUCCCACCAAGAGCUGUGCGGGCAUGGCACGUGUGUCGAUGAAAAGAGAGCUCUUCCUGGGCAGCCAAAAUAUCGUUGUAUUUGUGAUGCCGGAUGGCAAGCAGGCAGCAGCGGUCCGGCUUGCACGGUAGACAUAGACGAGUGCAACGGUCCAGUUAGAAGAUGCUCUACAAAUCCACCAGUCGUCUGCAUCAACCUCCCCGGUUCAUUCCACUGUGGUCCAUGUCCAGCAGGAUACACUGGAAGCGGGCACACUUGCUCCGACAUUAAUGAAUGUGAGAUGAAUAAUGGUGGUUGCUCUAUUCAGCCGUAUGUUCAGUGCAUUAAUACCAUCGGAUCCAGAACAUGUGGGCCAUGUCCAUCAGGAUACGUUGGAGACGGAGCUCACUGCUCUUUUAUAGGAGUCUGCAAUGUCAACAGAGGAGGCUGCCACCCUCUUGCAACGUGCGUAGAAAACACUGCUAUAGUCGGAACCUACAGAGAGUGCCGCUGUCCGGCAGGGUACAUAGGGAACGGGGAAGGGCCCAAUGGAUGCACCGCGUCACUUGGAAUGAACUGUGCCAGUAAUCCGUGCGUAUCUGGAACAUGUCAUGAUGUGGGCAGUUCUUUUCGUUGCACCUGCAACUUUGGUUUUACCGGAACACUUUGCGACCAAGAAGAAAUUGAUAUGUGUGCCACUAACCCGUGCCAGAAUGAUGGUGUCUGUUCCCGGACUCCGAAUGGAUUCAUCUGCAAUUGCCAAAGCGGUUUUGAAGGACCCACUUGUGCCCAGAGAACAAGCAGUUGCGGAGGGGAAUUCGUCCAAGAUAAUGGUACUCUGCAGUUCCCCGAAACAGGUAUCACUUACGAUCACAUGAUGAGCUGCGAAUGGGUUAUAACUGUCAGCAACACCAAGGUGGUAAAUCUCACUUUCGACUACUUCGAUUUGGAAGGCGGCCACAACUGCGAGUAUGAUUUCCUGCAAAUAAAUGACGGUGCAAAUUCUGCUCGUAUGAUUCUGAAUCGGUUCUGUGGUGAGAAUCUUCACGGCCGUAGCAUUGUCAGCACCCACAAUCAAGUCUAUCUCUGGUUCAAAUCGGACAAAACAGUUGCUCACACAGGAUUCAAGCUCAACUGGACGGCACAGAAUCCAGAAUGCGGCGGUGAGCUCAACAUUUCAGAUUAUGGAUCCUUCAAUUCUCCUGGUUAUCCUGGAGUUUAUCCCAAUGACAGAACAUGCGCUUGGCUGGUGAGAGUACCCGUAGGAAAACGAAUACAGUUUCAUUUCGCCACGUUACAACUGGAGGUGCAUUCGAACUGUUCUUACGAUUACGUUAAAGUCUAUGAUGGAGCCUCAGAUACAGAUCCUGUCAUAGGAACCUAUUGUACCUCUGUAACUCCACCUCCUUUAACUACUUCUGGACACUCGGCUCUCGUGGUAUUCCAUUCAGACAAUAGUGGACAAUAUGGUGGAUUUCAUAUCACGUAUUCAUCUCAAUCGAAUGUACAAGGUUGUGGAGGACUUCUAACAACCCCGACUGGCAGAAUCAGUUCUCCGAAUUUUCCGGAUGUUUACGAAAAUAAUCUAAACUGUGAAUGGCUGAUUAGGAUACAUCCUGACAACCGACUAAAACUCACAUUCCAGGAAUUCAAUUUGGAGCCUCACAGCAAUUGCUCUUUUGAUUACUUGGAGAUUUACAGUGGAAACUCGGACAGUGCGCCUUUGCUAGGGCGAUACUGCGGGUGGAAUCCACCUCCAGAACUCUUUUCUAACACCAAUCAGCUUUUUAUUAGGUUUAGAACUGACAACUCACUUGUGCACAGCGGUUUCAAAGCCGAAUAUAAAACAAUAUGCGGUGGUGUGUACUCAGAGCUUACGGGCAUUCUGAGCAGUCCAUAUUACCCAGAUUCGUAUCCAGCACAUGCACAGUGCAUUUAUGAUAUUCGUCUGGAUCCGGGAAACCUUGUGAAUGUCUCCUUCCAUUACAUGGAUAUCGAGGCACAUUUAGACUGCCGAUAUGAUUACUUAGAGGUAAGAGAUGGCGAUUCUGAGAGCAGCCCAUUGAUUGGGCGUAUAUGUGGAUACAGACAACCAGAAAACAUAAUUUCCACCUACAAUAGUCUUUGGAUGAGAUUUGAAACCGACGGCAGCGUGCAGAAUCGGGGGUUUUAUGCCGAGUAUAAUGCAAUUCCGAUUGGUUGUGGAGGUGUUUUCACAGAACCUCGAGGGUUGAUCUCUACUCCUAGGCACCCCGAUCGCUACCCCCAUUCUGUCACCUGUUCAUGGCACCUGAAAGCUCCUCCUGGGCACAUCGUUCGUCUGACAUUUUCUUCUUUCCACCUGGAACCUGAUGCGGAUUGCCAGUUCGAUUACGUGCUUGUUCAGGAUAUGGAUGGAACAGCAAUCGGAAAGUAUUGUGGAAAUCGGAAGCCACCCAUUCUGACAUCCAUGGAUAGUUCUCUUUUUGUACAAUUUGUUUCAGACGCAAGUGUCGCCCGAGAUGGCUUUACCGCUUCUUACGAAUUUCUGGAUUUAAAAGAAGCCUGUGGCGGCACUUAUUACCGCGAAUCUGGGGUUAUAAAGUCCCCAGGUUUCCCGGAACGAUAUCCUCACAACGCCCACUGCAUCUGGAUUUUGAAAGGCAAAGCUCAGAGGCAAAUCACUCUCAAUGCUACAACGUUUAACUUAGAAGAACACAAUAACUGCCGUUAUGAUUAUUUGGAGAUAAGGAAUGGAGAAUACGAAACAUCUCCUUUAAUUGGGAAAUUUUGUGGAACCAAUAUUCUGCAGGGAAUCAAGUCUCACAGCAAUGUGUUGCGACUAGAAUUCAAGACUGAUAACUCCCAGUCUGGGGCUGGUUUCGAAAUAUUCUACGAUGCUACUUCCACAGGUUGUGGCGGGAAAUUAACCGCUCCUCGAGGAUCCAUUGUGUCUCCCAACUAUCCUCAACCCUACCCCUAUAACGCUGACUGUGAGUGGCUCAUUCAAGUGUCCGCCGGUUCUAUCAUAUCUCUCUCAAUCGUCGACAUUGAUAUCGAAGAACACAGGGACUGUCGUUAUGAUUAUGUUCAAGUGUUUGACGGACCCACCGAAAACUCAAGACAAGUACUGCGCAUUUGUAAUAACCAGCAAAGCCCGGGUACAAUAACUUCUUCUGGGAAUUCACUUCUCAUACGCUUUAGGUCGGACUUCAGCGAAGUGGCAGGCGGAUUUCAUUUGGCCUACCAAACACUGUGCAACAACAAUUUGACAAGUAGGCGAGGCGUGAUCGAAAGCCCCAACUUCCCGGACACUUAUCCUCACAACCACAACUGCACCUGGAUGAUCCAAGCACCUCCGGGAAGUAACAUCUCCAUCGCGUUCUCCCAUCUGUUCCUGGAAGGAGGAGACACAUGUGACGCCGACUAUGUUGAGGUCCUCCAAAUGGAUAAAGAGGGGCAUCAGUCUCAGUUGGGGAAAUAUUGCGGAGAUACCAAUCGACCCCCGGGCACCAUUCAGACAACGACCAACACAGCCAUUGUGCGCCUGGUGACUGACCAGUCGGUGACGAGAGAAGGUUUCAGACUGGAAUGGGCCAUAAAAGGUUGUGGAGGUGACAUAAAAAAUAAAAACAAUUUCAUGAUUACUUCGCCUAACUAUCCGAAUGGUUAUCCUAUGGAAACGACCUGCUACUGGCACGUUUCCUAUCCUCCAGGAAAUCGAAUUGAACUCACCAUAAUGGAUCUGGACAUGGAAGGAGUUCCAGGCUGCCAUUUUGAUUACUUGAAGGUUUACGGUGGCGAAGACAGGCAUGCUCCACAAUUGCUUAACAUUUGCAGCACAAUCACUGCACCACGUACCAUAACAAGCCACGGGAAUCAAAUGGUGGUCGAAUUCACCAGUGACGCCUCGAUAGGUCGGAGGGGAUUCAAGGCCACAAUCAAGAAGACAGCUGGAGGUUGCGGUGGUCUAUACACAACACCAGAGGGUACAAUUAUGACUCCCAACUUUCCGGAAACGUACAAUGCCAAUGAUGAGUGUGACUGGCUCAUUGAGGUGGAUAAAUCUCAUCGAGUUAUCUUGGAUUUCUAUGGCUUCGGCAUGCCGGUAUCAGUCAAUGGGACAAAAGGAUAUGUGGCAAUUUAUGAUGGGAACAGCUCUACAGCGCCACUUCUACUGAAACACUGGGGACCCAAACCUGAGGAUAGCAUUUUGUCCACUGGUCACCAAAUGCUGGUAAGACUGGUUGCGGAUGGCAAUAAUGUAGGAAACGGAUUCAGAGCUCACUACAAAACAGGCUGUGGAGGAAGACUACUUGCUGACGAUGGAGGUGUUAUUCAGUCCCCUCAUUAUCCAGAUCGUGACCUCAGUACACCAAAUUGUAGUUGGAUAAUAUAUACUGCUGAUCCUGGUGAGAGGGUGAAUUUGAUAAUAACCCACCUGUACAUACCUGAAAUGGGUCAGAAUUGUGAAUUCGGAAGUUUGUUCAUAUACGACGGGGACCAACCUGAUUCACCACUGAAUCAACAGAUUUGUGGUACCCGCACACCACCUCCUAUUCUCUCCAGGGGCAGUAUGAUGCACGUGUUUUUGACUACUGGCGUCUUCAGAGCGACGUACGGACCAGCCUCGACUCAUUGUGGAGGUUCUUUUAAAUCUCCGGAGGGAACAUUUGGCACUCCUGGCUAUCCAAACAACUACGAUAUGGAUACUGAAUGCGUCUGGACGGUCGAAGCUGCUGUUGGAAACCGAGCACAUCUGGCAUUUGAGACAUUUAAUUUGGAAGAUAGUGAGCACUGCAAUAAAGACUAUGUAGAAAUUCGAGAAAACAGUGAAUCUGGAAGAUUCAUUGGUAGAUACUGCGGCAACAGCCUUCCCAGCAACCUAACAGAUGCUCCUAAGCUUUGGAUAAAAUUCAGAUCGGAUGAUGUGGAUACACAAAGGGGAUUUCUGGCUCACUUUGAAUUGAAGGGCGAGGUUGUUUUGAACGGUACGGAAGGAGAGAUUGCAUCUCCUGGAUACCCAGACUAUCACCAUGGUAAGGAAGAGUACAAAUGGACAGUGUACGUUCCUUUCGGCAUGCACAUUAAUGUGCGAUUCACAGAACUGGCUCUGACAACCAUCUCGCCUGAUGAAAACUGCGUCUCCCAGAUUCAAAUUUUUGAUGGCAUGGAUGACCAAGCCCCAUCAUUAGGUUCAUUUUGUGGUUUCCAAGUCCCGGAACCCAUCAUAUCCACAGGAAACGUAAUUUAUAUUAAAUACGUGCCUUAUUUCUAUCACCAUUUAGGAAGAUUCCAUUUGAAAUGGACAGCCACAACCGAAUCCGGAAUCAUUGUGAAUUUGCCUGAAACAACAGAAGAACCAUGCUGGGAGGAGGUGCAGUUGAAUACAACAGAUAGCAUUACCGUGAAUUCACCCAAUUAUCCUGCGAAUUAUCCUGAAGAUAUAGACUGCACCUAUAUCCUGCGCGCUCCAUAUUACCAACACGUAGAACUGAAUGUUACAGACCUAGAGAUGCAGGAUUGGGCCCCCGCUUGCCAAUUUGAUAGCCUUCGGGUUUUCUAUAUGAAUGAUCCUAACAUGAACAUGUGGCAUUUACAUUCAAUUCUUUGCGGAAGACUGAACAACGUGACUAUCGUCAGCCCCACGAAUCUCAUGAAGCUGAAUUUCAAAACGGAUGAUCACGCGAGCUUCAAAGGUUUCCAUUCAGUCGCAAUGUCAAAAUGUGGUUCGCGCCUUGUUGGUCCUACCGGUGUUCUGAAGAGUGAAUUCAUUCAUUCAGAAUUCACAGAGAUGGGUCUUUUUACCUCUGUCAAUUGUGAAUACGUUAUUACUGUGAGAUCGCGACGUACUAUUCAAUUAUCCUUUGACAGAUUCAACGUACCUUCAGAUUCUAUCUGUAGCACAAAUUACAUUAUGAUAAAGAAUGGUGGCUCGAGUUCAUCUCCUUACCUGGGUAAUGGAAAAUACUGUGGGUCAUCUCUUCCUGCAAAUUUGGAGACCAGUUCUAACGAACUUCACGUGCAAGUUGUGAUCAGUACCAUAGCAAAUGGCGUUCCAGAUUUUGAGAUGCAUUACACCGAGCUUUCGGUGGGAUGUGGUGGGUAUUUAUUCUUGACUGAAGACAGGCCGAACGUAGAGAUCACAUCACCGAACUAUCCGAAUCCUCCAGUCCAUGAUACGGAAUGCGAAUGGGUUGUUACGUCACCUGCUGGUACCCGGAUGAGGAUGGAUUUCGAUAAUGAAUUCCAUAUGAGCCCACAGUGCGACGGUGACGGGGAAGUUGAAUAUCUUCAGAUCAACGACGGCGGCACAGACAUGGCUCCACCUCUCCACCGGUUCUGCCACAACGACCAACCCUCCAGCGUGAUGAGCACGGGCAAUGCCAUUUAUGCCCGAUAUGUGACCGCGGUGGAGAAUCCACAAGCAGGAUUUAAGGCCAGAGUCCAAAUUGCUGUUUGUGGCGGCACGAUAUCAACUUUCCAAGCCACCAUUACUAGCCCCAAUUAUCCAAACAACUACGGCAAUAGCCAGGAGUGUGUGUGGUACUUGAAGAUGAAGUCGCACUAUCACAUUUAUCUGACGCUCACCGACCUGCAGACGCCGAGACCACCUACGGGUCAAAACUGCACGGCUACGGACUAUCUGGAAAUCAGGAAUGUUGAUGAAAAUGGUGAAAUAUUGGGUGUUUAUUGCGGAGCUCUUAACGCAAUCCAAAUCAGUGUUCCUGCAUCUUCUGCUUACGUGAAAUUCAAAACCAACUCAGCUCAAACUGAUAAGGGAUUUUCUUUAUCUAUGAGAGGAAAUUAUGAGGAUGGUUGCGGGGAUUAUCUCGAGGGCCAAACGGGAGUGAUCACUUCACCGAAUUAUCCGAAUGCUUUAGCUGCAGCUCGAGACUGCACGUGGAGGAUUUCAGCGCCAGAAGGUAGAAGAGUCAGACUCACUUUCCAGGAGUUUAACUUGCCCAGGGACGAAACUACGGGUAUCUGUCUUAGUUACCUACAGGUGUACAAUGCAACCUACUGGAGACAAAUUCAAAGUACCUCUGCGGAUAAGGAGAAAAUAUGCGGCAAUACGCUCCCGGCUACAAUGGAUUCGUCGAGUGCUCAACUGAUUAUGAACUUCCACACUCGAGGAUUGAGUCCCGGGCAAGGAUUCUCUCUUACAUAUACAACAGAUGAAGAAAGCUUGUGUGGUGGGUUGCUGCAACUGCCUAGUGGUGUCAUAGAAACCCCAAGCUUCUCAGUUCAAAACGAUUCCUACGUGGACUGCAGAUGGAGAAUCCCUGAUGAAGGAACGGGUAAUCAGACAUUAGUUAUGCGUUUCGAUGUUGUAGACAUCCCAGGAGUCUUGGCAAAUUACUGCAGAGAGGGUGUUAUGUAUUUUACAGCUUUGGGUCCAACAGGAAGGAUGUACCUGGGUAGAGUAUGUGGAAAUUACACCACGGAGGUACUCGUAACGAGUCCAUUCCUGGCUCUCACGAUAAGGAUGGUUACAAGUUUAGGAAAGCCUAUCAGAGGAAUUCACGGAACAUAUAACGUUACCAAUUGUGGUGGAGUUAUAAAUGGAAACCAUGGUGAAUUCUCAACACCAGGAUAUCCAAAUGGUUAUCCACCUAAUGCAAUAUGUCACUGGCUGAUUAAGGCGCCUCCUGGAGAGACAGUGACACUCACCAUAGAAGAUCUACGAAUGGAAGAAAAUUGCGACAAAGAUUAUCUGAUGGUACGAAAUGGUCAAUACUUGCAUGCUCCAGUCGUUGGUCGCUUCUGUGGUACACAUGUACCAGUCCCCAUUUCUUCAACUGGUCCUUAUUUGACAGUCAUUUUUCAUACAGAUGCUUAUGGAACAGCCCCUGGUGUCAAGAUGCAUACCACCGAAGUUCAAAGAGGUUGUGGAGGCCUGAUUCACAUGACCAAAGGCAACAUAUCUUCGCCCAAUUACCCCUCUCGGUACGAUAACAACGUUGAAUGCAAAUGGGUAAUCGAAUUUGUUCCUGGAUAUGUCGUGAAACUCGAAUUCACAGGACGCUUCGACAUAGAAAUGGAUAAUACUUGUUCGAAAGAUUAUUUUAUGGUGGAGGAAUAUAACGAAGAUGAUUCAUGGACACAAGCUCUGAAAAUAUGUGGACCCGUCAAUCCAGAGCCUUUUAUCAGCAAAAAGAAUAAAGUGAGAAUCACAUUCCACACCAACGAGAAUAUUAAUGGAGAUGGAUUUCAUCUUACUUAUUCUACAGCUUGUGGUGGGAACUUUACCGAACCAACUGGUGAAAUAUUCUCUCCAAAUUACCCAGAUACCUAUGACAACAACAUCAACUGCACUUACACUAUUGGUAGACCAUUUCAAUACAUUUCCUUGUCCUUCGACCCUUACUUCAGCAUUGAAAGUAAUAGCGACUGCGUUUAUGAUUAUCUCAAAAUAUAUCACAGCAAUGUAACGAACUCGACGGAACAAGGUCCUUAUUGUGGUGUAGAACCUCCUGCACCAAGAACUUUGCUUGGACCUGUCACCAUGAGAUUCUCCACGGAUUACAGUUUCGUUGCCCACGGGUUUAAGGCUCAUUAUGAAACUCUAAAUUGUGGUUCUACUCUGACCGAACCCACUGGAGUCAUCUCAACGCCCAAGGCUUCGACGGAAUAUUUGAAAGAAGUGGACUGUACUUGGCAGAUAGUUGCGCCAUCAGACAGAGUUAUUGUUCUUAAGUUUUCACACUUUGAUUUAGAAUUAAAUUACAAAUGCUGGCAGGACUAUUUGGAAAUACGAGAUGGGCUAGACACCGGUCCUCUCAUAGGAAAGAUAUGUGGUAACUCCACUACCAUCAUAAAAUCGACGGGCAGCCUUCUCACAUUAAAGCUUCAUAUGAGUUCACCCAGAACUGAAAAGGGCUUCACUGCUUUCUAUCACACAACGUACGGCGCCAAUCAGGGUUGUGGUGGAACUUUGAAUGCGACUUCGGGUGAAAUUCAGUCUCUAGAUGCCGAUUCAGACGGCUUUUAUGAACCGAAUUUGGACUGCAGCUGGCUGAUUCAAGGCGACGAAGAUCAGGUUCUGCAAAUUACAUUUGAUAGGUUUGAUCUUGAGCCAUCAACGACUGACGCUUGUGUUUAUGACUUCGUUGAAUUGCGAGAAGACACAAACCCCGAGAGUGCAGUCAUUGGGCGCUAUUGUGGAUCUAGAAUACCGAGUUCUCUAAUAACAUCCGGAAAUCGGUUGUACAUUCUUUUCCACUCUGAUGAGAAGAACAAUAAAGCAGGUUUCAAACUCCGGUUCCAAAGUGUCGCCUCUCCUUGUGGACCUUCAUCGCUAGUAUUUACAUCAGAGCUUAAAACAUUAACUUCGCCGAAUUAUCCCAAUACAUACCCCAUAAACCUCCGAUGCAGGUGGACUAUUAUCGGAACUCAAAACUUGACCAACUGGCAUAAUAGACAAAUGGUGCAGAUGACCCUCAAUCAACUGGACAUGCCAUGUGGAGGAGAUUACAUUGAAAUACAGAAGUUAAACUCGCCGUUCAGAAGUUAUCAAAGAAGAUACUUUCCUGCUGCAAAAUCUUCAAGCAACCUUAUCCGACUGUGUGGUGUAACACCUGUUCAUGAUAUCAUAGCCUCCAGUGGAAUGUCUAUUACAUUCCACAGUGAUUCCGUGAACAAUGCUGCUCGAGGAUUUUCGAUCACGUAUAAAGAAGCAAGUCCCAACAGGACGUAUACAGCAGACAGCGGCAUCAUCACCAACUAUGCCUUUCCAGGCAGAUUUAAUAACGCCGAUAAAUACAACGUGACCAUCCUUACAUCACAAGGAAAGACUAUAUCUGCUUAUUUCUACCGUUUGGAACUAUACGAUCCUAAUAACGGUUGUCCGCAAAGCAAUUUAAAAGUAUACAACGGCGCCAACGCCACUGCUCCUUUGAUUGGAACUUAUUGCGGAUUCAAUACACCGCCACCUGUGUUCUCAAGUGGAAAUGCCUUAUUCAUGGAAAUCAACAUGCAACACUCAGUGGGACUGUAUUACAUAAAUUACAUGACAACCGAUCAAGGAAGGGGUUGUGGAGGUACCAUCUAUGCCGAAGAAGGUCUCAUCACAAGCCCCCUGUAUCCCCAGACAUACAACAGAAACAGCGAGUGCUUGUGGCACGUCACCGUCCCGGGUUAUCACACAGUCAAAAUAGAGUUCAAGGCGCUGCAUCUUAACUCUUCGAGGGGCUGCGACUCCAACUAUGUCGAGCUGUACGACGGAAGUUCUGAUCAGAUUUCGGACAGGGUCGUCAGAUAUUGCGGAGCGGAUAUUCCAGGAAUCCAUAUUUCCAGGGCCAACGAAGUGACGAUCAAAUUCAAAUCCAACGCAAACAAUGCUGGACCAGGCUUCUCCUUAACAUUUAAAACAAAUGCAUUCCUGCCAGAUUCUUCAUUGCCUUUGAUUCAGAGGCAUCCUACAGAAGAGGCUAGAACUCCCAUGAAUACCAUCAUAUACUUAAACUGAAGAUCUUCUCAAUGUAUAUAUAGUGCUAUAGUAUAUAAAUGCAAUAAAGAACUCUAAUAAAGGCCAAUCACCUUGAAGAAUUUUGUUCGUCAUGAAAUUCAAUUAUUUUUUUUUUCUUUCAUUAAAAAAAAAAGUAACUGAAUUUUGUUGCUAAUUUUUCUAGUCUACGAAAUCCAAUACUGUACAUUUUUAUUUAUGUACUAGGCUAAUC
Molecule: messenger RNA, 11404 nt
Organism: Argiope bruennichi
Lineage: Eukaryota; Metazoa; Arthropoda; Arachnida; Araneae; Araneidae
Product: cubilin-like
Exons: 70
Coding region: 37-11193 (3718 amino acids)
Molecular function (GO): calcium ion binding
Source: RefSeq, a predicted model, not a curated record